CUUUUUUGCUUUUGUUGUUUGUUGUGUUGACAGAAUCGCAUUCAUGGUGUAGUCAGCUUGCUUGGCAGCUGAAACGCCGACAACCGGAGGGCGCGAUCCUUCGCACGCCGAAUGAGUCGUUCCGAAUUGGAACGAGAUGCGAGCUGCGUCGUUGUCGCAUCUCAUAAACUGUUGCUGCAACAAGUGCGGCUUUUGCAACUUCUUCACCUUCAUCAUCAUCACAUUGACGGCCGCCGAAAUGAAUCCGAGCGACUUUAACAACCGCCGCUGGGAUCGCGACGACUACUACGUCACCACCGAUCCGUCGCAGAUCUCUGUUGCCGCUCUCAUCGACAUUUACAACUCGGAUGUGUUUUACUGGGCAAGCGCAAUGCCUGCCGAGUACAUGGAGGCCACGUUGCGCAAUUCACUAACCUUUUGCAUCUUCUCCAAGACGACUGGAGCGCUCACCGGCCUUGCGCGCUGCGUGACCGACUACACAACCUUUAUGUAUCUGACCGACGUCUGGGUAGAUCCGGCACAGCAGGGCCAGGGACUGGGCAAAUGGAUGUUGACAUGUAUCAACGAGGUAAUUGACGAGAUGCCUCACCUGCGCCGAUGCAUGCUCUUCACGACGAACUGGGAUCGAUCGGUGCCGCUGUACGAGAAGACGAUGGGCAUGGAGGUGAUUGAAGGGCGGGCGUUGGCGACAAUGGAAGUCAAGGGACGAGGCCAUCCCAAGUACGGACAAAAAGGAAGCUCAUACACGUGAAGAAAGGUAACAAGUUGGAAAAUGCACUCGGAGAUGCGAACUUUAGACGAAUAGAAAUCGGCUAGUCAUGACCCAAUGACGUUCACCCCGGCCACUGGCGCUGCACAAUACAAUACCAUACGAUCAAAACUCGCUUCAAUUACAAGGGACCCUAUGCGAAAGAUUGAUUUACCGACCCCUCUAGCGACCCCCAAGCUAGAGCGUAAGCAAGUGCCGUUUGAUCCGGCCACGGGCCAUCACCUAGCGAAAGGUGCCCACGACAGUGGAUCAAUGCGCUAUUUCCGACCAACCUUUUAGCUGUUUUCUAGCGUACAGAGGUAAGACAAGGCAUUUUAUGGAUUGCCAUCUUGGCUUGGCAUCCACGGGGUUGACUGGACACGGGGUAAGCCAAAUUGCAUCGCCAAGUUUUUUUUAAGUGGUGAUGUUAAAUGCGCCAUGAUUCCGG
Molecule: messenger RNA, 1196 nt
Organism: [Torrubiella] hemipterigena
Lineage: Eukaryota; Fungi; Ascomycota; Sordariomycetes; Hypocreales; Clavicipitaceae
Source: the annotation of a GenBank genome assembly